Molecule: messenger RNA, 1239 nt
Organism: Gadus macrocephalus (Pacific cod)
Lineage: Eukaryota; Metazoa; Chordata; Actinopteri; Gadiformes; Gadidae
Gene: fkbp1b
Product: FKBP prolyl isomerase 1B
Exons: 4
Coding region: 174-500 (108 amino acids)
Molecular function (GO): peptidyl-prolyl cis-trans isomerase activity
Source: RefSeq, a predicted model, not a curated record
CAUCUCUAUCCGACAGUUUAAUGACCACAUCUUGGGUUGGCAGCACAGUGCAGAUGCUGGUGGUCGCUGAAUGCAUGCUCCCUCCGUGUUGAGCCCGUUAAGUGGCUGCAGCAUUAGAUUAGCACUCUUUAUAGACUCAAUGCUUUAGGAACCACGUCUCAUUUAGUGCAGUAAUGGGUGUGGAAGUGGAAUCGAUAUCCCCCGGAGAUGGAAGAACAUUUCCAAAGAAGGGCCAGACGUGUGUGGUGCAUUACAUAGGUAUGCUGCAAAACGGAAAGAAGUUUGACUCUUCACGAGACAGAAACAAGCCCUUCAAAUUUAAGAUUGGACGGCAGGAAGUCAUCAAGGGCUGGGAGGAUGGAGUGGCUCAGAUGAGCCUUGGCCAAAGGGCGAGGAUUACCUGCACGCCAGACAUGGCGUACGGGGCAACCGGUCACCCCGGGGUCAUACCCCCCAAUGCCACUCUCCUCUUCGACGUGGAGCUCCUCAAGCUGGAGUAGCAAUGACCGUCAUGGGUCAAAGGUCAAAAGCUUACUAGUGGGAGAUGGAAAUGAGGGGGCUGCAUUUGGCACAAUCUAUUCCCAAGAGGGAUGUCACUUGUCACCAGGGUUGCUGCCUCCCACCUCAUCGCCCCCCCCUCAAGCUACCAUUCUCUCUGUCCUUCGACUUCAAUCCAUCCUCUCUCUGGACCCAUGGUUCGAGUGUCUACAGCCUGCUUUGUUGUCGCCACUGUACGUUUAGAAACUGCGAUGAAGAUACCGUCAUUUCUUCCUUUGCCCUUUUUUCUCAGGCAAAGGAGCUUUUCUUUGGUCUUAUUGUUUGUUUCAGUUGGUUGACCCGUGUGCUGUUUUUGCUUUAUUUGAUUGAAUGUCCUAUUAUACUUUUAUACUAUCAGUACAGAUGCACCUGACCUGAAGUCACACUACACUGCAAUACAGAAAUGUAUAGUGCAUUGCCUAACAGUCUUCUCAUGCAGAGGAGUAACUAAAAAAAAGUACAAAGCUACUCUGUAUUUCAACUGGGUAUCAAUGACUCUGCAUUGAUUGCCACUUUGAUGCAAUGUUUGUCCUGCUGAUUGCUAAUGAAUUAUACUUUCUUUAACAUAUUUUAUAUCCCUAUAAAGUCUUGACUGCAAUUGUUCUGCAUAUUGAAUCCAAAUCCAAUAUUGUACAUAACUCAAUUGAGACAUGGCAACAAUGGUUGUUUGUUUUCAACACAUUAAAUAUGCUUCUUACUGUC